This is a messenger RNA of Erigeron canadensis, 4386 nucleotides long. RefSeq names its product disease resistance protein RPV1-like. Gene Ontology annotation, molecular function: ADP binding. The coding region runs from base 247 to 4023 and encodes 1258 amino acids. Gene Ontology annotation, biological process: signal transduction; defense response. The transcript has 9 exons. Lineage: Eukaryota; Viridiplantae; Streptophyta; Magnoliopsida; Asterales; Asteraceae. The record is from RefSeq and is a predicted model, not a curated record.
GCAAGCAAAGGAACCUUCCCUGAUUUAUCACCUCUCAAAAAUACACAGCUCAGUCACUCACCCAACAAAAACACAUUUAUUUAUUUUUUCCUAGCCACAAAAAUUCUUUCAAAUCCCUCAAACCAUAACUUUUCCUCAACCUUCCAUCGGCGUUGAUUUUUCGUCCGGCGUCUGUGUCUCCUUGUUGAUUCAAAAUUCAAUGAUGUGAACCGCAGUUGUAGCUCAAAUCAUUAAUAGAGGUUCAUCAUGAGUGAACUUGUACGUCAAGGAUAUUCAACAUACGAUCAUAAUCACAAAAGUUAUGAUGUAUUUAUAAGUUUCAGAGGUGCUGACACUCGUAAUAAUUUCACCGAUCAUCUCUACAACGCCCUUGUAGAAGCUAACAUAACUACCUUUUUGGACGAGGAGGAGAUUGAAACCGGAGAAGACCUGAAACCAGAAUUGGUGAAUGCCAUAAAGUCAUCAAGAGUUUCUAUAAUCGUUUUGUCCAAGAAUUACGCUACAUCAACAUGGUGUCUUGAUGAACUUGCGUUGAUCCUUCAUCAACGUUUGAUCUCUGACCAUAUUGUCAUUCCCAUUUUCUAUCAUGUUGAGCCCACCGAUGUCAGGAAGCAACAAAACAGCUUUGGAGAUGCAAUAGCGAGUCAUAAACAGAGGAUGGAGGCUGAAACAAAUGCAGAGAAAAGAAGUCAAUGGACUAAAAAGAUGGAUCGAUGGAUUAAAGCACUUACCCAAGUUGCCAGUUUGAAAGGCAAGGGCGUCAAGGACAGGAGAGAGGCGGAGUUUAUCAGAGAAAUUGUUGCGAAUAUUCACCGUAUAAUAGGUGGACACUUAACACAUACUCUACCAUUACUUUUCGGGAUGGAAGAUUCCAUUGAUUUCAUUAGUUCAUGGUUGACAGAUGGAUCCUCACAUACUAGUGACAUCCUUACUAUCAUUGGUAUGGGAGGUAUAGGGAAGACAUCUUUGGCCAAAUAUGUCCAUGGGUCAUAUUGUCAUUUAUUCAAAAAAAGCAGCAGUUUUAUUGAAAGUAUCGGUGAAAAAUGUGCUGCUCAUGGACUACUUGUUCUACAAAAACAACUUUAUGGUGACAUUUCAAAAACAAGUCAGUUUCACGUUCAUGAUACUUCAGCAUACAUCUCAAUGAUUAAAAGAGCAGUAACUCGUAAAAAGGUAUUUCUAGUUCUUGAUAACAUUGAUAGUGUUGACCAGUUGCAUGCUUUACUUGGGGAGCCAGAAUUUUAUCCAGGAAGCAAAAUCAUAAUAACAACCAAAGAUGUGUCAUUGGUAGACCAAUAUGUAGCAAUCAACCCAAUAGUUCAAGGAAACCAUAAGAAGUGCUUAAUUGAAGGCUUACAUAAGAAAGCAUCAUCACAGCUUUUAAGUCAUCAUGCAUUCAUGAGUGACCGACCCAAAGAAGGUUAUGGAGCAGUGUCGGAAAAGGUUAUGGCAUAUUGUGGAGGACAUCCAUUGGCUCUUAAAGUUCUGGGUGGGUCUCUCUGUAACAAGUCUGUAGCUGAGUGGGAGGAUUGCAUAAUAGGGCUGAAGGAAGAACCUGAUUCCCGUAUUCAAAAGGCCUUGCAAAUGAGCUUUGACUCUAUGCCAUCCAACAAUGAUAAGGAAUUGUUUAAGCAUAUUGCUUGUUUUUUUGUUCAUGAGGAUAGAGUUUUUGCUGAAACAAUAUUAAACUCAUGUGGUAUCCGUGCACGGAAAGGAAUCAGUAAUCUCAUUGAUAGAUGCCUUCUCACGAUCGGCCCAGGUAACUGUUUAAUGAUGCAUCAAUUGCUUCAAGAGAUGGGAAGAGAUUCAGUACGCCAAGAAUCACUAGGAAAGCCAGAGGAGCAUAGUCGAUUAUGGUGUCAUGAGGAGUCAUUCAAUGUGUUGGAAGAAAAUAAGGGUACGGGAAAGAUUAAGGGCCUUGUUUUAAACAUGAAAAUGCUUGAGAUGGAGAAGUUUCGUGGAUCAGUUAAGUUAGACACGUAUGCAUUGAGCAAGAUGUCUAAUCUAAUGCUACUACACCUCAAUUAUGUGCAACUCACCGGAUCUUACAAGAUUUUUCCUCGGAAAUUAAGAUGGUUGUGUAUGCAUGGGUUCCCUUUGAAGUCUAUACCUUCAGACUUGCCAAUGGAAAAUCUGGUUGCUCUUGACUUGUCCUAUAGCAAUAUUGAAUCUUUUGACAUGUCUGAUGGUACCUUGCAACAACCUGGGAAGAGGCAAAAGGUAUCUGGAUCGUGCUCAAAAGGAAAAAGGUUGCUGAGAUCAUUGAAAUUUCUCACUUUAAGUUUCUCUAAACAGCUUCAGAGUCUUGGUGGCUUUCUUGAACUUCCUAUGCUUCAGAGGUUAAUAGCUAGAAAGUGCAUACGUUUGACUGAGAUUUGUGAAUCAAUUGAGAAUUGUGCUGAGCUUGACCACAUUGAUCUGAGUGACUGCCACAAACUUGAAAAGCUUCCAAAACCCAUAGGUAGCUUAAAGAAGGUCGAAACAUUGAAACUAGAUGGUUGUGAUCUUCAUGAACUACCGAUUGAGAUGAUGGAUACAGAUUCACUGGAAGUUCUCGAGGAUAAAGCCAUCGAUGUAGAUUCAAAAACUUCAUCAUGUGCCAAUUUGGAGGUGUUACCGAGUAAUUUAAAGCUCUCUGCAAUAUUUUUGCCGAACUCAGUAGUAAGGUUGUCGCUUGCAUCCAAUAAUUUGUCUACGGAAUCCUUUCCUAUGGAUUUCAGCUGCCUGUCCAUGUUAAAAGAUUUAUGUCUAGAUGGCAAUCCAAUCGUUUCCCUGCCCAAUUGUGUAAGAACCCUUCCUAGGAUUGAAACACUUAGUAUGAACAACUGUCUAAUGCUGACAUCAGUCGAGUAUCCUCCUCACACGUUAACACAGUUAAACCUCCAUUGUAGUUAUUGGAAACCCGGUUAUAAGGUUUCGCUACAAAAGAUUCUGUUUAAUCUUGAAAUGGUCCCACUCAAGUUAAUGGCAGACAGGAACGUAUUAGCACCUUCGUCAUUUGAAGUUGAAGGCAUGAUCAAAAUCCAACCUAUGGCAGGUGUUGAAGAAAAGCUAUUACGUAGUUUGGGGUGGCCAAAUCUGAAGUUUAUUAAAGAUAGCUGCAUGGUAACUAGUUAUAACUAUGGAGGACAAGAGGAAUCUCAAGUCCAGAUGUACUAUGAAUUUGGAAUAUUCAGCACAAUUUUUCAGGAGAAUCAUUGGGUACCGAGACAGCAUGGGGAAAUAUAUUUUCAGACAUCAAUAUCAUUUACCAUCCCGUUGACUUUUAAUUACAAACUUAGAGGACUUAAUUUACGCAUUGUGGGCGAGUUUAUUGAAUUGCCAAAGAUCAGAAUUAGUAAUACAACAAAGAACCUCACCUGGGUAUACAUUCAUUAUAUUAGGUCAGUCAAUCCAGGUAGAGGGUAUUUAAUGUUUUUAAGCCAUUGGAUGUUUGGGAUGAAUGAGAUGGAAGUUGGUGACGAGAUUAGUAUAACUCUAGAAAAGUGUAAUCCACGACUUAUACAUCAUUCCUGCGUACACCUUAUAUAUGAUGGCGUGGAUGAUAUGACACAGAGAAUGAAAUUAAAAUUUGAUGAUGAGGAGGAGGAGGAUGAUGAUGAGGAUGAAGAAGAAGAAGAUCCAUUGGAUUAUUACAAGUCAUGGAAUCACAUAAUUGGUGGGGAUUUGUCUCCUUUUCAAUUAACAACGGGACACUAUUUCCUCAACUCCAUGGAUUUUUUGCGGAAUUUAUAUUCUAGCGACUCCAAUGCCCAUUAUAAAGAAAAGGUGGUUUCAUUUAGAGCUUUCUCCCAAAUGAGGUCUGACAUGUUUGAUGGUCUCCCACCAGAGCCAUCCAGAUAUCGCCGUGCUCGCCAACGCCGUGCAGUUUGUACUGCGAUUCCAUCACGAAUCAUUUUUUCUAAACAUCCAACAAGUGUGCGAAUAUUGAAGUUGUUCGAGUUGAGGCAGGCACUAAUAGUGGAUGAGGAUAUGAAUCAUCAGGGAGCAGUGGCAAAGUUUCAGUGGGGGGUCGGGAUCUAAAUUUUUUUUUCCCUAAGGCUAUUUUUCGGGUAAAUAGGGGUCGAAAUCGAGUAUAUCGAAAUUUCUCUACACGAAAACAAUAUACCCUUACAUCGCAAAAAAUUUUUCGAGGGGUCAGGGGUCCCUCCCCGCCCCUUAAUAGCUUCGCCCUUGUCAGGGAGAAGAGGGCCUAAUGGUAAGGGACGACUGGUUUGAGGAGAUUUAGUGAUGAUAAUUACUAUUAGUUAUUAUUAGUAAUUACUUGCUAGCCAUUAGGGUUGAUUGUCAAGGUUAGUGUUUGUGUUAUGAGGAACUCUUGUGGAGGUGUUGAGACUAAGACUCAAACUUGGUAUUUAUCUAUCUUUUUUGUUGAGCGGCAUUUAA